UCUACCAAAGGUGGCAUUCCUACCUAUUACAAACACCUGAAUUAUAGGCCCAUUUUGGUUUCAAUCCCGGCAGGCCGGCAUAUCCCGCCUAUAUCCUUUUUCUCCAAGUUAAUGCAUUAUUCCCGAUUCGAUUCUCUACUUCUCCCAUACAGUACUUAUAUUUGCCGCCAUAUUCGCCUCUGCGGGAAACCCCCUUUUCCACAUGAACAACAGAAAAAGUUAUCUAGGGUUUUGAUUUGAUGGUUUAACCAUGAAUUUGAUUCGUAUCUGCAUCAGAAAUCGUCGUAAUCUUCAAUUUAUUGCUUCUCGUCGUAAUCUCUCAUUUUUUUCAUCAUCACCACGACGACUAUCUCAAAACCCUGUUGAACUUCCACCCGUAAAGGUCGAAAAUCCCCAAAAUGUCCCUAAUUCUUCACCACCAAUGGUUACAAUUUCCCCUUCUUCAUCAUCUUCUGCUCGUACUCUAUCUCGGAAAUCCAUAUUUGCGAUUUCAGCAACCCUAAUUUCAACUAUUGUUGCUGCUUCAGUACUUAUUGAUAACAAUGAUACGAUUAGUCAGAAAUCUGGAUAUGAUUACAUUGAUCUUGAACAUUCAAUUGAGAAAUCUAAGAAUUCUUUUAUGAAAAUUUUUAAUCAAAUGAAACAAACUGGUGUUGCUACUACUGUUUUAUGGAGAUCGUUAAGUUCGGUUUUAUCAUCUGCAAAUCAAGAAGUUAGAUUAGGAUUUGAACUUAGGGUUGCAUCAUUGCUUGCUGAUAUUGUCGCGGCCAGUGAAACUCGUAGAUCUGCCAUUGUUGGUGCUGGUAGUGGAGCUGUUGUGGAUUGGUUAUUAGAAACUGUUUCUUCUUCAAAGGAUUCUGGUACUCAAGCUGAAUCUGCAAGAGCACUUUCCUAUCUAAUUUCUGAUCCGAAUGUAUGUGAAGCUGUGCUUGGAAGACCUCGUGCUGUUCCAAACCUUCUUAAGUUCAUCUUUUCUUUUCAACCACGAAAAGACAAAAAGCAAGAUAGACGAAGUUCACUUGAUAAUGCUGGGGUUUCCAAGGGUAAGAGCAUGCUUGUGGCUGCUAUUAUGGACAUUGUCACAUCCAACUGUGAUAACUUAGACAAAGAAGUAUUUCAACCUUCUCUGCCAGUACAUGCAGACAUAAGAGAUAUUGCCACAGCAAUUGAAGUUAUCGAGGAAGGUGGUGUGCACUUGGAUGAGUCUGAGGAAGAUGAUGAUGAUGGUGGAACAGGAUUGCGAGGUAUUGGAUUAAAGGUUCUUGGAGGUACAUCUGUGUUGGGUUUGUCAAGAACAAAUGGAGUUCACCACAGCGCUGACCAAGAAGGACCAGUUUCUUAUGUUCCUUCAACUCCGAUGUUGCAAAGAAGUCAUGAUAACUUGCGACCGGAGCGAAGGCUAGCAUCUGGUUCUGCUCCAGGUCUAUGGGAUGAUUUGCAGCGUGAACAUGUUGCUGUACCUUUUGCAGCAUGGGCAUUAGCAAAUUGGGCAUCGGCUUCAGAUAUUAAUCGAUCUCAUAUUCAUGAACUUGACCAGGAUGGGAAUGCUGUCAUGACUGCUUUAAUAGCACCCGAGAGAACUGUGAAAUGGCAUGGGAGUUUGGUGGCUCGCUUGCUUUUGGAAGAUAAGACAUUACCCUUAUUUGAUUCUGUUCCUGAUUGGAGUUCAAGUCUUCUUUCCACUGCUGCACAAGCGAGUAAAAAUAAAGACAUUCCGUUGGUUCGAGUUGCUUUAUCUGCCUUCCUAGUUUCUGUUGAAAGAAGUCGCGGUGCACAGAAGGUAGUUAUGGAAAAAGGUCUUCACAUAAUGAGAGAUAUUGCUAAAGAGACUCAGAAGCAUGGGCAUGUGCAAGAAGCGUUAGCUAAGGCCUUGGAAUUGUUAUGUGCUGGAGAAAUGCAUUUGUCUCUAGAAGAAAGUCAAAAGUGGUCCAGUAUUCUCUUACCCUGGGUUUGUGGAAAUUUUUCGUCGAACAACCUCCGGGGUUCAGCAACAAAUAUCCUUUCAUACAUACUUGAAACCUAUGGACCAUUGUCAAUUCCAAUUUCUCAAGGAUGGUUAGCUGUUAUACUGAAAGAGAUUCUAGCAUCCAACAAGACAACAUCCAAAGGAAGCAGUCAGCCUAAAAACGACAAAGUGAAGACUCAAAUUGAUCAGUCCAAUGCGCUUAUUGCUGAACAGAUCACCAAUCAAUUGGCUGUUGCUGUUGUUAAUCUGGCUGGGAUUCAAUUAGGAACAAACAAAGAUUCUAUUGAUACAUUCCCUCUUGGGGAGCUGCUUUCUUUGGAACCAUUUGCGGCGCCAUUCAAAGCUAUGAAUAAAGACAAAUUGCGUAAGUUUGACGCUGCAGAUUCUGCUUUGGCCACACUUAAGGGUAUUAAGUCCCUUGCGGAGGUUUCUACUGAUGAUACGGUGUGCCAGAACAAAAUAGUUGAUCUUGGGAUGUUGUGUUUGCUGAGGCGUUUCCUUUUGAGGGAUGAUUAUGAGCAGCUUGCUGCCAUUGAAACAUAUGAUGCAUCAAGAGUUCAUGAGAUGCAGGAGCAAAUAAAGAAUUCCCCUGGUGAAAUUUCUGUUGUGGAUGCAAAUGAUUCCUCUAGUGUUAGAGUUCCUCCUACAGCUCACGUCCGAAGACAUGCAGCUAGGCUGUUAACUAUCCUUUCUGUUCUUCCGAAAGUCCGGAAGGCCGUAAUAGCAGAUGAAGUUUGGUGCAAAUGGCUGGCUGAUUGUGCUAAUGGUAAGCUUCCUGGUUGCCAUGACCUCAAGGUUCAAAGCUACGCGAGGGCCACAUUAUUGAACGUAUUUUGCUCAGAAAAUAUGGAUAGGAGUUCCGAUGAUAAUAAUGGUCAUGAUGGGGACUCGGGAAACCAAAAUAAUACUUGCCCUAAAUAUGAUGACAUGAUUUUUCUAAUUAACCCUCAAAUGCCACAUUGGAAGUGUCCUGAUAAAACUGAUUCGAGUAGUGAACUUAAUACUCCAUCUGGAAAGAAACCAGAUUUGCGCGAUGGUGAAUCUGGUGAAGAAUCCGGGGACGGAGAGUCUACAACUGUGACUGGCUAUUCAGAAAAUGAUGGUUUAUCUACUUCUAUUAGCGGGUCUGAGAGCUGCUCACAAGAUGAUGAUGCUAUACUGGACAUUGUCUUUGUUCAUGGCCUACGUGGAGGCCCUUUCAAGACUUGGCGUAUAGCCGAAAAUAAGUCCUCAACAACUAGUAAAUCUGGCCUGGUUGAAAAGAUAGAUCAGGAGGCUGGGAAGCUAGGAACAUUUUGGCCAAGGGAAUGGCUUGCGGCUGAUUUUCCUGAUGCUCGGGUGUUUUCUGUCAAAUACAAGACAAAUCUAACUCAGUGGUCUGGAGCUACUUUGCCUCUUCAGGAAGUCAGUUUGAUGCUAUUGAAAAAGCUAACUGCCGCAGGCAUUGGAAGCCGUCCUGUAGUAUUUGUGACACACAGUAUGGGAGGCCUGGUUGUUAAGCAGAUGUUGAAUCAUGCAAAGCAAGAAAAUCUCGAACAGUUUGUCGACAACACCGUCGGAGUUGUUUUUUAUAGCUGUCCACAUUUUGGCAGCAGACUUGCAGACAUGCCUUGGCGAAUGGGUCUUGUAUUACGUCCAGCUCCAAGUAUAGGGGAGUUGCGAAGUGGAUGUGCUAGACUGGUCGAACUUAACGACUAUAUUCGUCAACUUCAUAGUAAAGGACGGCUUGAGGUUCUUAGUUUUUGUGAGACCAAGGUAACUCCAAUUGUUGAAGGUUAUGGAGGAUGGGCCUUUCGGAUGGAAAUUGUGCCUCUUGAAUCAUCCUAUCCAGGUUUUGGUGAAAUUGUUGUAUUAGAUUCGACGGAUCACAUAAAUUCUUGCAAGCCAAUGAGUCGCUCUGAUCCAUCUUACAAAGAAACAUUAGACCUCUUGCAGAAGCUAAAAGCUCAGAAGCUUAACGCACAAAAGCUAAAAGCUCAGGUUACAUGAUGAGUUUUCAGUACAAGAAUUUUGAUCCCAAGUCACAAGGGUGUUAAGCUUGCUACCCGGAGUUCGUGGCCAACGGUAUCUCUUCUUCUAAGGCACUCGUCUUAUAACAGUCCUGUUGCCUGAACAAGCUCUGCGGCAGACUCUUGUGAAUAUCCGUCUAAACCUUGAUUUCAGACUCAAUAGCAAGAAACCAGUUGCAACAGUUUGUAGAUCCAUUAUACUUGAACAUGGAAGCAAAAGGUAGAUGUAAAUUUUUUCUGUAGAAACCCAAAUCCCAAAAUUUGAACACAAGAUAUAUUAGCAUGUGGGAUGAUUUAAGUUCUCCAUUUCUAGGAGAGAGGACGCAGAGUAAAGUUAGAUAGAAACAUGUACAUACAAAGUUCGUUGUUGUACGGUUAUAAAAUGUAUUCGGAACUCCAAAUUUUCAAUGGGAAUUCAAGUAUUCAUAAUUUGUAUCA
This is a messenger RNA of Papaver somniferum (opium poppy), 4413 nucleotides long. RefSeq lists its product as uncharacterized. NCBI's taxonomy places the organism in Eukaryota, Viridiplantae, Streptophyta, Magnoliopsida, Ranunculales, Papaveraceae. The transcript is spliced from 10 exons. Bases 251 to 3955 code for a protein of 1234 amino acids. The record is from RefSeq and is a predicted model, not a curated record.